AUGACGUAUUGCUACACUAAAAGCUGCUUUAUUUAUUUCAGGCUACAGGUGAUAAAAACAGACCUGCAGUCCCACCUCGAAUCCACCGCAGCCUCUCAAUGUCCAACACCCCUGGCUUACAGCUAUUAAAACCAGAAACAAAAAACCUGGCAAAACCAUGUACGAGGGUCUUAGAUGAAUUCCCUGAUCCUAUCUAUGAAGACCCAGAUUCAUUAUUGAACUCUAUCCCAGAUGUAAGUCAGUCAGAGUCUAUACCCAAGCCUGUACCUGUGCCGAGGAGAAGAUAUAGACAAAAUCUACAACUAUAUGAUUCCAAAAACACAACCAAAGCAAACUACGUCAGCAAAACCACACCAGGAAAAAACAAUAACAUGACAAACACAACUGCCACAACAUGGACAACCAACAUUCCAAAUAUCCCCAAUACAAAUUUCACAAACUACAGUACCGACAGGACAUUGGAGACAAACACGAUUGGGAGAACUAGAACAGAUUUGGAUUCAGAUUCAGAUUCAGAUUCUAUUUAUUCGCUCCACCUGUCGGAACCUCUGAGAAAAAACACAACCUACGCUACAACAGUCACAUUAACCCAAAACAUCAAGACACCAACUUUAACCAGCGUUGGAACAGUCAACUCAACCUACAACGAUCACAGAACCAACCAGACCAACACAGUUUAUCCUUCACACAAAACAGCCUAUACAGGACUUUGUGCAACUAUCCAAAGUCGGAAUGACUCAGAAGUCUACAUGAUACCGCGCCCUGUUCGCCAACCUCAACAGAUCCCACCUGGGGCCAAUGGCAUAGAUACAUCAACAAAUGGCAGCCUACAGUAUUAUGAUGUGAGAACAGAUAAUAAAGGUGUGAAGAAACCACCUCCUCCUCCCCCUCAUCCUUCUCUUAAACCUACCCCUCUUUACUACGGCCGAGAAAAUUCCACUUUGCAGACCAGAGACAACACAAACAGAGCUCCACCUUUACAUCAACAUCAAAAGUAUCACAGUGGCUCAAUGGUGGACCUGCGUUACUUAGAGGCUAGAGACACCACAAACAGAGCUCCACUUUUACAUCAACGUCGUAAGAGCAGAGAUGCACCUCCGUCGCUCAACCCUGAGGAGGAACCAUUCAUGAGCUCAAGAAUGUUUAAGUACAACUACAUGGGCCCUCAAAACACUGACUAUCUACCCAAUUAUGACUUUGUUGAUACACUAGCAUCCACUGGUCCUUAUGAUGCAGAUAACCAGAGCACCUAUGAUAACUUGUAUCAAUACUCUCCAGAAGACAUCCCUGAGCUGCUAUUCUGGUUGAAUAAAGUAUCUAGACAACCAGAUAACCUCACACAGUUUGGCCUCAGUGAGGAGGAAGAAAUCAGGUCCUUCACUCAGCAGGCAAAUCGUGUGAGAAAGGCCCGGCGCCUCUACCAACUGCUCAUGAUAAAACGUGAAAAAAGCAUGAUAAACACCCUUAAAAAGUUUCAGGCCAUCUGUGAAAAACUGGACAAAGUAUUCAAAAAGACUGUUAACCGUGAAAUGGUUUUGAAGCUUGUAAAUGACUACAAAGAAGAUGUUGUCGACCUGGAGCGUUGCCUGAAUUUCAUCCUUUUUGUGAUGAAGGAGCUGCAAAGACACAACAUUGGCAAGCUAAAGAAGGUCGGAGCAAACCCAGAUGCCCUGAGAAUGGUGGAUCUGUCUAUGGCUGUGUUCAGCAACAACAUGUACAGAAGCAGGCAGAUGUCUCCCACCAGUCCUGGAGGGAUGUCGUCUGGAAGUCUGCUUAAAAAUUUUGCUUAUGAAUUUGAUCACUAUUUCACAGAAAAGAAUGGCCAAAAGUUGAAGAAGUCAAAUAAGAGCAAAUUUUCAGCAAGAGUUUGCAUGUUGGUUGAACACCUGCAGGAGGAACUCAAUUAUUUGACUCACAUGUGGGAAGCAUUAACCUAAAAACAGAUUCAAUAAUUUAUGAUUAACUGUUAGUAAAUAAAGACAUUUAUGUAAAAAAACAAAGCAUUUAUAUUGACAUACAGCAGCAAAACACAGUUAUCUUUAUAAUGUAACUAUUAAGUAUAAUAAAAAAAAAACAAAGACCAGUUAUUAGAGAUAACUCUCAUAUUCAUCUAAUUUAUAAAGAUUGUUUAUAACUAACUAAUAUUGCAUAUAUUACUCCCAUUCUUUCAUGUUAUGUGUUUUUCUUUACUGAACCUGUUUUAUUUAGUAGCUCACCUUCACUCACACUGUCUUUUUCCAGGUUAAGUGUUUAAUCAGUGUGGACACUACAGGAUGUUAGACCCUGUUUUAGUUUCUUUUACAAAAACUAAGACUACCCUCAAAAUAAACCACUGUAACAACAUUAUUUUAGGAAAGGAAAGUGCAUAAAACAUUGGACUGAAUUAUCACAAUGAAAACCAUAUGGUGGUGCAAACGGAUAUCUUUGCACCCUUCUUGAAGCACCAAAACAAGGAUGGUCCAAUUACUAUUCAUUUGUCAAUUUUCAUGUUUUGACAUUUUCUU
Molecule: messenger RNA, 2504 nt
Organism: Cyprinodon variegatus (sheepshead minnow)
Lineage: Eukaryota; Metazoa; Chordata; Actinopteri; Cyprinodontiformes; Cyprinodontidae
Exons: 12
Coding region: 99-1937 (612 amino acids)
Source: RefSeq, a predicted model, not a curated record